Molecule: messenger RNA, 576 nt
Organism: Fraxinus pennsylvanica
Lineage: Eukaryota; Viridiplantae; Streptophyta; Magnoliopsida; Lamiales; Oleaceae
Source: the annotation of a GenBank genome assembly
AUGCCUUCUACAUAUAUCAGAGUUGCCGACGGGCGGCGAUCUUUAAUCCUUGUAGUUUUCAUUGGUGGGGUAACAUUUGCAGAGAUCUCUGCACUUCGUUUUCUCAGUUCCCAGGAAGGAAUGGUGCAUGAUAUUAUUGUAGGAACAACAAAAAUAGUCAACGGCCAUACCUUGAUUGAAACCUUUAUGGAAGAAGGUUCUCCUUCCAGUGUUAGAUACACAAUGCUUCAGUUGUUUCUCUCUGAGCCGAAAUGGAUCGAUUGCAAUGCUAAUGAUGAAUCUGCUAAGCAGAGAAAAUCUCUUCUGAGUGAGUUGGAAUCAGUUAUCCAGUCAUUGCUGUCUUCAGGUGGCCGAUCAGAAGCUCGGCUCUGGCUUUGCAACACUCUUUCGGGAAUAAGUUCUAUUAGCCUGCACCGCCAACAUGAGCUAUUUUUGAGCUUACUGACAUCCAAGCCAACAAAGCAACACUUAGCAGCACAACUUCUGCAAUUGAUAUUCGAUAAGAAGCCACAAAAGGUGGGACCUAUUAUAGCCAAGAAAAGUUACACGUUACAGGAUUUCUUCAGAGGCAAGUAA